Molecule: messenger RNA, 1327 nt
Organism: Branchiostoma floridae (Florida lancelet)
Lineage: Eukaryota; Metazoa; Chordata; Leptocardii; Amphioxiformes; Branchiostomatidae
Product: carboxypeptidase B-like
Exons: 10
Coding region: 1-1236 (411 amino acids)
Biological process (GO): proteolysis
Molecular function (GO): metallocarboxypeptidase activity; zinc ion binding
Source: RefSeq, a predicted model, not a curated record
AUGUUUGACUUCAGUGCGCCAAGUGCUGAGGCUACAUCCGGGGACUCCAGAAGCUGUCGCCAUGUUGAACAGCCUCGUUUACAUGCCAGGUUUCAACUGGACUUCUGGAAACCACCUUCUCAUGUUAACCAAAGCGUGGACGUCCACGUACCUAGAGAAGACGUGCCUGCUGUUCUAGACCUUCUCCAGCGGCAUAGCAUUACUUACCACACAAUGAUAGGCGACGUCCGCCAGGAGGUAGAGAAACACAUGGAGGACAACCACAAGGCUAGGGCGAGAACUGCUGGAAGGCCGGCAAGGGUGAACGACUUCGACUUCAGCGUUUACCACGAGUGGAACGAGAUAGACGAUUUUAUAACGGACGUGCAGCAAACCUAUCCACAAAUCGCCACUCUGUCCAGCGAAGCGGCUACCUUUGAAGGACGAGCUAUAAAAACCCUAAAGCUCGGAAAGCCGUCCACUUCCGGUGAGACGAAGCCCGCGAUCUGGAUCGAUGCCGCCAUCCAUUGCCGGGAGUGGAUCUCAACAGCCACGGUUCUGUACGCCAUCGAUCAGUUCACCCGUCAGUACGGGACCGACCCGACCGUGACACGACUGCUGGACGAACUCGACUGGUACUUCACACCUGUCUUUAACGUCGACGGCUACAUCUACACCUGGGAGGCACCUGAGAACCGACUAUGGCGGAAGAAUCGGUCUACCCAGCCGGGUCCAUGUGUCGGAGUGGACUUGAAUAGAAACUGGGACGACCACUUUGCCGAAACGGGCGCCAGUCCAGACCCAUGCUCUAUAAUCUACCAUGGCAUGGCGCCGUUUUCGGAACCGGAAACACGAGGCAUUUCCGACUUUGUCCUGAACCAUCCCGAGAUCAAGGUGUACCUGGCCAUGCACUCCUACAGUCAGCUGUGGAUCAGUCCCUGGGGAUACGACUACGCGCGACCACCUCAAUACCACCUGCAGAACGCCAUGGCUUUGGCAGCCGAGAGUGCAAGCAGAGCCGUACAUGGAGUACAAUACAGGGUCGGACGUUCCAUCGAGAUUCUCUACGCCGUGUCGGGGGGUGCCCGGGACUGGGCCUAUGACAAGGCGGGGGUGAUCUACAGUUACACCGUGGAGCUGCGCGACACCGGGCGGUACGGCUUCCUCCUCCCGCCCGACCAGAUCAUACCCACGGCCGAGGAGACCUUCCCGGCUUACCUCACGGUGGGCCAAUGGAUCCUGGAUCAUCCAUACUGAGAUAUAACAUCUCGUACAGAAGACCAAUCAUCUUUCCUUAAAUCUCCUUAAGGCAUACAUAUAGAUGGUACUAGUAAUACGCAGUAUUCAU